AUGGAACACCAGGCCACUCUCAACGACAUCCAGAAAGCCAUCUCGUACCCCCGAAUAUCAUAUCUCCCAUCGCUACUACCAAGGCUGCACGCAUUCUUCUCAUCCUCAUUGAUUGAGCCAACCUCAAAGCCUCAUGAUGGGUGGUUCUCCUUCGAGGGCGUCCCAUUGAAAUGGCAUCUGCCCGUCGGACUCCUCUACGACCUGUACGCGGGCGCCGACCCCGCCUCGAAGGGAAGCGGGCCAGCAUCCGACGACGAGACCGCGGAAUUUCCGCUCCCCUGGAGGCUGGUUGUGCAAUUCAGCGACUGGCCGGAUGAAGAGCUCGUCCGCCAGGGCUGGUGA
This is a messenger RNA of Aspergillus terreus NIH2624, 342 nucleotides long. RefSeq lists its product as uncharacterized. Gene Ontology annotation, cellular component: Atg12-Atg5-Atg16 complex; cytoplasm; phagophore assembly site membrane. Gene Ontology annotation, biological process: C-terminal protein lipidation; cellular response to nitrogen starvation; autophagy of mitochondrion. The transcript has 3 exons. Lineage: Eukaryota; Fungi; Ascomycota; Eurotiomycetes; Eurotiales; Aspergillaceae. The coding region runs from base 1 to 342 and encodes 113 amino acids. The record is from RefSeq and is a predicted model, not a curated record.